This is a messenger RNA of Trichoderma gamsii, 1578 nucleotides long. RefSeq lists its product as hypothetical. The record is from RefSeq and is a predicted model, not a curated record. The transcript has 2 exons. Gene Ontology annotation, biological process: phosphatidylinositol dephosphorylation. NCBI's taxonomy places the organism in Eukaryota, Fungi, Ascomycota, Sordariomycetes, Hypocreales, Hypocreaceae. The coding region runs from base 1 to 1578 and encodes 525 amino acids. Gene Ontology annotation, molecular function: phosphatidylinositol-4,5-bisphosphate 5-phosphatase activity.
AUGGCUGGCGGCAGGGCGACGACGGCAGCCGCUGACCACCCAAGCGACGACGACGGAGUGCUGGUGCAGAGACAUACAAUGAAGACGGGCUCGGCGCUGGAUCUGCUGGUACUGUCGUUUAAUUGCGCGGCGACGCUCAUUGACGUGCCGGUGUUUGCUGGCCAUUUGCAGACUGCGCUGGCGCGGAAUGCCUCGGAACUGCCUGAGGUGGUUGUUCUCUCGUUACAAGAAAUUGCUCCUCUAAGCUAUGCCUUCAUUGGCGGAGAUUACUUUCUGAAGCCGUAUGUGGACCGCUUUGAGGAGGCGGUAAACCUUGCGGUUUCAUUACAUUUGAGCAAUGAACAAGGCAGUGAUGACGUCUUGGGUUCUGAUUCCUCUGCUGCUGCUUCACCUUCGUCCCCUUCAAGUCGCACAAAGAAACCCUUUACGCUAAUCAGGUCCCUCAACGUGGGAUACACCGCCAUUAUGCUAUUUGCCCGGGAUGCCACCCGCCUCAAGGAUAUUCAAGAGGCCGAGGUAGGAUUCGGCGCUGCUGAGAUGGGCAACAAGGGAGCGGUUGGUCUUCGAGCGCUCUAUGAGAUUGGCGGGGAGUCGACGGAGCUGACGUUUGUGGCGACGCAUCUGGCUGCCAUGGAAUGGAAUCUGCCGCGGAGGAACGCCAACUGGGGGGCCAUCAUGCGAGGCUUGACGUUUGAGAACCCGGAGGAGGUGCUGAGCCAGAUGAGGAGAGAUGCUGAGUCGAGAGGCGAGAGCAUUUCGUCUGAGGAGGGGGAUGCCUCUGAGCACUCUCGUCUGCUUCGGGAGGAGCAGCACCAGCAUGAUCUUCGGUUGCAGAGGCAGUUUCACGAUCUGUCCGUCUUCAAGCCAUCUUCUCACCUGUUUGUUGCGGGGGAUCUCAACUACCGCAUUUCGACCACCUCGCCGACUCCUUAUUCUGCGUUUCCUAAUCUGGAACCAGGAUCAGAAAAUUACUACACGCACUUCUUGCAUCUAGAUCAGCUGACGAGGGAAAGACUCGCCGGCAGGACCCUCCAUGGCUUGUCAGAGCACGAGAUCAAAUUCCCACCGACGUACAAGUAUGUCGUCGACUCCAAGACGAGGCCUUCCAGCGAGGCCGGCAAUCCCAUCGACGAAGUGAAGUGGGAAUUUGCUCCGCACCGAUAUCCCGGCUGGACGGACCGCAUCCUCUUCCUCGAGCUUCCGUCCUGGAUUGGCGGCAACAUGAAUGUCCGCGCGUAUGACGCCCUACCCGUGAUUCGCACGAGCGACCACCGCCCUGUAUUCCUCAGAGUCGACGUGCCCCUCGUGGCACCAGCCGAUCUCGCCCCUCCGGCGACGGUGCUAGACUCUGCCACCGCCGGGUCUGGAUCCCCCGGUGGCGCCAACGCGUUCGAUCCCAGAGUCCGUCUGCCUGUGGAGAUUGAUCCGGAGGCCUGGGAGCGGCGGGUCGCUGCACGGCGGCGCGAGAUUGCGGCUGGGUGGACAAUGUUUUUCUGGAGCACGAGACAGGGGGCGUAUAUCCUGUCGACUGUGCUGGUGGCGAGUCUGGGCGGGUACUGGCUCUACCGUUCAGCAUAG